UACGAAUCCAGCGAAAUCCUUCAACAUAGCAAAUACCAAACGUUUUCAAUGGCAGCAUAUCCUUCCAGUGCUAGGAUAUCAUCUGUUUCUUUAAAAAAUAAAGUCCUUCAGACUCCCUGUUUUAUCUUCCCUACUUCUAAGGGAACAAUUCCUCAUUUAACACCUGACAACAUAAAUCACAAUGAGGUUCCGGUUGUCUACUUUGGGCUAGAAGAUUCAUUAGAUUUAUUAGAAAAGUCCCCUAUUUUAAACGCGGACGGUGAGAUUGACAAGUGGGUAGCAGGAACUCCUUCUCAAUCUAUCUUAAUAGCUCCUAGAAGAAGCAGUCCGCUUCCUUCUGUGUCUGCUGGCCCUCAUCAUAUUCAAGUCCUUACCUCAAGUGGAUUGAGAAAACUGACAAACGAAGUCUAUGUAAAGGCGAUUACCAAGCUUCGCCCUGAAAUAGCAAUUCCUCUGAAUGAUAAUCCCUCAAAUGCUCCUGGUGUAAAGAGAAAACCUAAAAUGAUAGAGCGGUCAGUUACCUGGACCGAUGAAUUACUGACCGUUUUGCAAAACAAGCAGCUUACAGAGAAAGUGAAGGUUUUCUUUCCCAUUCCGAACGUUGAAGCUCCUUUUUUGAAUCCUUUAAUAGAACGUUUUCGAGAAAAUGAUUACCAGCAAAAUAUUUCAGGAUUAGCCUGCUAUGGGAAUUUACAAUCCAUACCUUCUGAACUAUCCAUUUAUCCAAAAUUGUUUCUUCGUCCUUUGUUAACUCCUUUGGCAAUCUUACAAAGUAUUCAUCAAGGCGCUGAUAUCGUAAUGGCUGAUUUAGUAAAUCAAGCUUCCGAUGCUGGUAUAGUUUUCACAUUUUCUUUCCCUCCUCCUGUAGAGGACCUACAGAAUAGAAAGUUAGAGCUGGCUUGGGAUAUGUGGCAUAACCGUUUUGCUACGGAUCUUUCCUCUCUACAACCUGGGUGUAAUUGCAAUAUAUGUCAGUCAUAUAGCCGGGCUUAUGUUCAUCAUUUACUUCAGACGCGAGAGCUUGUUGGUUGGAUUAUGGUGCAACAACACAACAUACAUGUUUUCCACAACUUCUUUUGUGGAAUAAGAGAUUCUAUAGCAGCUGGAAGCUUUCUUGAAGAUACUGAACGAUUUGAAAGAAUUUACGCUCCUAACUUUCCUCGAACUACUGGUUUAGGACCACGAAAGCGAGGUUAUCAAAUGGAUUUGACCGAUGUUCAGCCUAUCGAAAAUAAACCCAACUGGGUUCAACUAAAAACCGAGACAGAUGAUGACAAGACCUCCCAUAUGAUUCAGAAAAAGGAAAAUGCUCAAGAAUUUCAAGAGCCUGAAUUACCUGAGAGAGAUACUACCGUUGGUAAUUUUGCUGAUACCUACGCAGCUCAAAGUGAAAAUAAAAGUGGAUCUGAAUUGGAGGAAGAUUUGCUUGCUGAGCUUGACGAAAUCGACGAUAGUGCUUAUCGAGAAAACCGAAUGCAAUCAUUGAAAGAAGAAUUUGAAAGAGUUUCCGCUGCCAAGGAAAAAGGUCAUAUGCAAUAUUUGACAGUUGAAAGUGAAAGAGAAGUAAUGGAUUUAACAACCUCUUCAAAGCGUGUAGUCAUCCAUUUCUUUCAUCCUGAUUUUAGACGCUGCAAAAUAAUGGAUUCGCACCUUGAGAAAAUAUCCAAAAGUCAUUGGGAAACUAAGUUUAUACGUAUCGAAGCAGCAAAUGCUCCAUUUCUUGCUUUAAAAUUGGGCUUAAAAGUGCUACCGGUAGUACUUUGUUACGUUGACGCAAGUCUCGUUAGUAAACUGGUUGGAUUCGCUGAUUUAGGGAAUAAUGACGAUUUUGAUACACCCGUGUUGGAGUUUUGGUUGUUAAAAUGGGCUGCAAUAGAAAAGAUAAAGGAGAAUAUUCCUCAAGGGAAAAAGUCAAUUAUGGGAUUUAAGGAUACGAAAAAUGAAUCAGAAGACAGCGAUUUAGAUUAAUUUAUAGAAAAGAUUUAGAUAAAGUACCAAAAAGAAAUUUAAAUACAAUCCAUGAUCAUAGGUACCACCUUUUUACGGCUAGCAGCGGAGUUCCUUUGGUUAAAUACAACUAUAGUGUUCCCUUCAAUGUUUGCUAAGAGUUCUAAACCUAAGUCUUUUUGAUGUUUCUCCAAAAAUUUUUCAGCAAAUGAUCCUCCCUGCUUAGUUCUUCUAUAUAAUAUCAUUUGACGACGAAAUUCUUCCUUUUUGCUUAGGGAAAGUCCAAUAAUUACAAGAUCUGUUUGCUUCUCUUCGGCAAAUUCCUUCAAUUCUUGUUGCCAAUUAUUCCGCUUCUCGACAAUCCAAUCAAUUCCUUUUCCUAUGCUGGGAUAGGAUAUAGACACAUUUCCUGGAGCGUAUUGUUUUAAAUCUCGAUGUAAAAGAUCCAUAAAAGAAAAUCCUUUAAAGCUUCCUUUUCUGUCUUUUAAAGUAUUGAAAAACUCAUCACGAUCCCAUCCAGAUGGAACGAACUGGAAUAACUGUUCUGCUACCUCAACAUCAGUAUCUGUAGUCUUUUCAUUUUUGAGAUUUCCAGUAUCGAUAAGUAAAGGACCAAGCGCUAAAACGGCUAUAUCUUCUGCUUCCUUUUGACUUUCCGUUGAUUCAUGAAGAGACUUCAGUAAAUCCAUGAAAUAUUGACUCACAAGAGUUGAACAACUUCCGCAUUCUUUGAUAAUUCUAGGGUUGGCAUGUAAAUAAUUACCUUCGUCUUUGUGGUGAUCAAUUACACCCUCCACGCUUCCUUUGAAUUUAGCUACUUCUUUACGGUCUAGGGCAUUGUGAUCAACCAAAUGAAUAGGAGACGAGUAGAACCUUUCGGGUACUGUCGCAACUUCAUUAAGAAAUAUUAAAUUAUCUGUGUGUAAUUUUAGCAUGUCAAGAAGACAUAACAACUCUGGGCGAAGACGAAGCUCAUUUUUAGGAAUAUUAAAAAAAGGGACAACGCACCUUUCACGAAGCUUAUGUUGCAAGAAAUAGGCGUAAACUAUAGAAGUAGCACAGCUAUCCAAGUCUAAUAUAUAUGUUAACG
Molecule: messenger RNA, 3037 nt
Organism: Schizosaccharomyces cryophilus OY26
Lineage: Eukaryota; Fungi; Ascomycota; Schizosaccharomycetes; Schizosaccharomycetales; Schizosaccharomycetaceae
Product: queuine tRNA-ribosyltransferase
Exons: 7
Coding region: 49-1968 (639 amino acids)
Biological process (GO): tRNA modification
Cellular component (GO): cytoplasm
Molecular function (GO): tRNA-guanosine(34) queuine transglycosylase activity
Source: RefSeq, a predicted model, not a curated record